Erinaceus europaeus (western European hedgehog) is the source of this 4484-nucleotide messenger RNA. It is a transcript of the gene ANKRD27, whose product is annotated as ankyrin repeat domain 27. The record is from RefSeq and is a predicted model, not a curated record. The coding region runs from base 130 to 3399 and encodes 1089 amino acids. Gene Ontology annotation, biological process: neuron projection morphogenesis; early endosome to late endosome transport. Gene Ontology annotation, cellular component: late endosome; plasma membrane; tubular endosome. Gene Ontology annotation, molecular function: SNARE binding; guanyl-nucleotide exchange factor activity. NCBI's taxonomy places the organism in Eukaryota, Metazoa, Chordata, Mammalia, Eulipotyphla, Erinaceidae. The transcript is spliced from 30 exons.
GUAGCGUAGGGGCUGUGGGCGCUGUGGUCCGGGCGGAGGGACUGGGAGGUGUCGCCGCCGCUCGGGGGAUCAGCGAGGAGUGGAACUAUGUAGUCUUUGAAAUUUCCUAUUCUUUAUCCUUCUGGGAAUAUGGAGACAGAACGUGGAAGGUCCGGCUUCUGUAAUUGCUUCCCCGUUGAACAUGGGCAUUGGCAGGAGAUCGACUUGGCCCCAUCUGAAGUCCAUAUGGCUCUGUAUGAUGAAGAUCUCCUGAAAAACCCGUUUUACCUGGCUCUUCAAAAGUGGCGCCCAGACUUGUGUGACAAGGUUGCUCAGACCCAUGGCAUUGUCUUAGUUCCCUGCAAAGGAAGUCUCUCAAGCAGUGUUCAGUCUACUUGUCAGUUUGAGUCCUACAUUUUGAUACCAGUGGAAGAACAUUUUCAGACCUUAAAUGGAAAGGAUGUCUUUAUACAAGGAAACAAGAUAAAAUUAGGAGCUGGUUUUGCCUGUCUUCUCUCAGUGCCCAUCCUCUUCGAAGAAACUUUCUACAAUGAGAAAGAAGAGAGUUUCAGCAUCUUGUGCAUAGCCCACCCUUUGGAAAAGAGAGAGAGUUCAGAAGAGCCUUCAGCACCCUCAGAUCCCUUUUCCCUGAAAACUAUCGACGAUGUGAGAGAGUUUUUGGGAAGACACUCCGAGAGAUUUGACAGAAGUAUCGCCUCUUUCCAACGCACUUUCAGGGAAUGUGAAAGGAAGAGCCUCCGUCACCACAUAGACUCUGUGAACUCUCUCUACACCAAAUGCCUCCAGCAGCUCCUGAGGGACUCUCACUUGAAAAUGCUGGCUAAGCAGGAGGCCCAGAUGAACCUGAUGAAACAGGCAGUGGAGAUGUAUGUCCAUCACGACAUCUAUGAUCUGAUCUUCAGAUACGUGGGGACCAUGGAAGCCAGUGAGGAUGCGGCCUUUAACAAAAUCACAAGAAGCCUUCAAGAUAUUCAGCAGAAAGAUAUUGGUGUGAAGCCUGAAUUCAGCUUCAAUAUACCACGUGCCAAGAGGGAACUGGCUCAGUUGAACAAGUGCACAUCCCCACAACAGAAGCUGGUUUGUCUGCGAAAAGUGGUGCAGCUGAUUACACAGUCUCCCAGCCAGAGAGUUAACUUGGAGACCGUGUGUGCUGAUGAUCUGCUGUCAGUCCUGCUAUAUUUGCUUGUGAAGACAGAGAUCCCUAAUUGGAUGGCAAAUUUGAGUUAUAUCAAACACUUCAGAUUUAGCAGUUCGGCGAAGGAUGAAUUAGGAUACUGCCUGACUUCUGUUGAGGCUGCAAUUGAAUAUAUCCGACAAGGAAGCCUCUCUGUGAAGCCACUGGAGUCUGAGGGAUUUGGCGACAGACUGUUCCUUAAGCAGAGAAUGAGUUUGCUCUCUCAGAUGACUUCGACCCCCAUUGACUGCCUGUUUAAGCACAUCGCAGCAGGUAACCAGAAGGAAGUGGAGAGACUUCUGAGUCAAGAAGACCAGGAUAAAGACACUGUCCAGAAGAUGUGUCACCCCCUGUGCUUCUGUGAUGACUGUGAGAAGCUCGUCUCCGGGAGACUAAAUGACCCCUCAGUUGUCACUCCAUUCUCCAGAGAUGACAGGGGUCAUACACCGCUCCAUGUGGCUGCCCUCUGUGGGCAGGCCUCCCUCAUUGACCUCCUGGUCUCCAAAGGCGCUGUGGUGAACGCUAUGGACUAUCAUGGGUCAACUCCACUUCACCUGGCAUGUCAGAAAGGCUUUCAGAAUGUGACGCUGCUGCUACUGCACUACAAAGCAGACCCCGAGGUCCCCGACAACAAUGGCAACACCCCCUUGCACCUGGCCUGCACCUAUGGACACGAAGACUGUGUGAAGGCUUUGGUCUACUACGAUGCCUGCAGACUAGAUAUUGGCAAUGAGAAAGGAGACACCCCCUUGCACAUAGCUGCACGAUGGGGCUACCAAGGUAUCAUAGAGACCUUGCUACAAAACGGAGCAUCCACAGAAGUCCAGAACCGACUGAAAGAAACACCACUCAACUGUGCGUUGAACUCAAAGAUUCUGUCUGUAAUGGAAGCCUGCCACCUGUCAGAAAAGAGGAAGAAGUCUUCCGAGGUCUCUCUGCAGCCCCCUCAGUGCUCAGCAGAUUCCAUCAGUCAGGCUUCCUCCAAUUCCAGCUUCUCCUCCAUGUCGGCCAGCUCCAGACAAGAGGAGCCCAAGAAGGACUACAGAGAGGUAGAAAAGCUUUUAAGAGCUGUUGCCGAUGGAGAUCUAGAAAUGGUGCGCUACCUGCUGGAGUGGACAGAGGAGGACCUGGAUGAAUCGGAGGAUGCUGUCAGCACAGUGGAGUUUUGUCACCCCUUGUGCCAGUGCCCCAAAUGUGCUCCUGCUCAAAAGAAACUGUCAAAGAUUCCCACCAGUGGGCUUGGUGUGAACGUGACCAACCAGGAUGGCUCCACACCACUGCAUGUUGCUGCCCUGCAUGGACGGACAGACCUCAUCCCCCUCCUCCUGCAGCAUGGUGCCAACCCUGGUGCCAGAAACACAAACCGAGCUGUCCCACUCCACCUGGCUUGCCAGAAAGGCCAUUUUCAGGUGGUGAAGCAUCUUUUAGAUUCUCAUGCAAAACCCAGUAAGAAGGACCUGAGUGGAAACACACCCCUCAUUUACGCCUGUUCUCACGGCCACCAUGAGGUCGCUGCGCUGUUGCUACAGCAUGGGGCCUCCAUUAAUGCUUUUAACAACAAGGGCAACACGGCCCUGCAUGAAGCUGUGAUAGCAAAGCACGUCUUUGUGGUGGAGCUGCUUCUGCUUCAUGGAGCGUCAGUUCAGGUCCUGAACAAGAGGCAGCGCACAGCUAUAGACUGUGCUGACCAGAACUCAAAAAUAAUGGAAUUACUUCAGGUGGUACCAAGCUGUGUGGCUACGUUAGAUGAUGCUGAUGCUGAUGCUGAUGCUGAUGCUAAUGCUGAUGCCGACGAAGCAGACCACAGGGAGUAUGUUACUGUUAAGAUCAGGAAAAAAUGGAACUCAAAAAUGUAUGAUCUACCAGAUGAACCUUUUACAAGACAGUUUUACUUUGUCCGCCCAGUCAAUCCAUUUAAGGGAAGGACUUCAAGGGAGGUUAUGGCAAGAGAAAGAAGUGUUCCCAAUUUAACUGAAGAUUCUUUGCAGUCAGAAGUACAGAGAGGUGCCCGAGGAGAACAGGAGCACCUGCCAGACCAGAACAGACCUCAGACUGCUGACCAAGGCGAUGGUGAUCCACCCAAGAGGCCUGAGCUGAAACAAACUGUUCCCCAAAACAGACGAGUGGUCCGCAGGAACACCAUCAAUGAUGCAAUCGUUCCCAAGAGCCCAGAGACUACGGGUAACCUAACCAUCCCCCAAGAGGCUAGUACUGCCCAAUCUUAACAGUAAUAAGGAAUUGUGACACAUGCUGUCAAGAAGUGAACCUUCAGCAACAAGAAACCAAGCAUGAACACAGCUUAGAACUAAAUAUUAUUUUCAAACAACUGAGAACAGCAGAAAGUUCCUGAAAUUUUUCUGUGGCCAAGGGGAAGGAGGCAGCAACAAAAAUAUCACCCUCUCUUUCCUCUAUAAAGUGAAUACACAAGCUUGAAAAGGAAUGGACCAGAAUUCCAGUGGUCCAGAUCCUAAGGCCAGGUCGUACAUUCCUUUUUUUAAGUAUUGGGUUUUGUUGGUUAUAUAGUGAGGUUUCAUCACCAGAUUCUCACCUCUUACUGAAUGGUGCUAAACCUCUGUGAUGGGCAUAAAUGAGCAAAAUGAAGGAAUUCUCCCACCUGGUAGAAGCUGAAGAGAAGUGAUUUAGAUGUCAUGGCACCGUUGAUGCCAGGCAGAAGUGCCACAUUGGAAUGAAGAAAAUAGGGCCUGGAAAAUGUUCCUUUGUAAAGCAACACUUGGACCCAAAGCAGCCUAAAAUGCCGUUUUCAUUUUGGAGGACAUACUAGGUCUGCUCUACACCACGUAUGUAGGACAAGUUGAGGUGAUUUUUCCUCGAACAAAGUAGUUAUGUCACCGCACACGUGUACCCACAGCAGUGUCUCUGACACACCCCAUUUUGUUUAGGAAGCUUCACUGUCGCCACUGAUGGCUGGUCACUAAACUAGAGUUGAUUUGGCAUGUCUUUUCUUCGUCUCUUGACUCCAAAACUUACAGCACAAACCAGGUCACAGUUAACUUUUGAGUUAGAAUGUAUGACCAUUUAUUCCUUUUUAUAAAUUUCUACAGAUUACAGUUAUUUUUUUAUGUUAUUAAUUGGUCUAGAGCUGCAAACAUGGUUUUGUCCUGAGUACAUUUUCCAAUAACUUUGUAAUGGGGGAAAUGGUUUUGCGCAUGUUCUUGGAAAUACUUGUGUAUGUAUAGAAGGGAGGGGCUGAUUAUUUUUCUACAAAGUAAUUUAUGAUUUCUAAUUUUCUAAUGUGCCUUGGAUAUGUGCCAAAUGAUGGGAAAGAAACAGUAAACUUUAUGAUUCUUGA